UGGAAUCGUUUUUUUGGCAUGUGCAACAUGGGGUUUGCUUGGCUUCAAUACCGUCUAUAUAUAUAUAUUAGAAACUGACCAAACAGCUGCUCUUAUGUGUUUCCACUGUGGCUCCUCCAUGUCUCUUUAGAAUCAAUAUAACCUUAAAGACUGACAAAUGGGCCGUGUUUCCGGGCCAAAUUUGGACUUCCAUUUGUUUUGAGUUGGGUUCGUCUAGGGAUUCAGAUCCAAACACGAACAUCAUCGUCAAUUCGUUCUGUGUUUAGCCAUUAAAACUUUUUGCUUAAACCCUAGACGUUAAGGACUUGUGUAGUUUUAGGGAAAAUUGGAAUGCCAACUACUUAGAUUAUGUUCUACAAAACCUAAAUCCUAAGUAACUGAAGUUUUCCUUUUCAUUUUCUGUUUUGUAAAUUUAAUUAUUUAUCCUAUUCUUUUCAACACCAGCAAAAUAAAGGAUCCGACAUGUCCGAAAAUAAACCUCAAUCGGACACGAUUCAAAAUCGUAGUGUAACCUGGGAAGGUUGCAACGUAUUGCUCGACAUCAACGAUGGCGAUCGCCUUGUUUUCGCUCGUCUCUCUGCCGGCUCAACCUUGAAAAUUGGGAACAAGACAUGCUCUUUGCAACCUUUGAUUGGAUGUCCCUUUGGGUCUCGGUUUCAACUUGAAAGCGGAAAGGAAAGGCCUUAUCUUUCCCGCUUUAUUCCCCCCACUGAAGAGAAUAAUGUUGAAGAUGAAGGAGGUUGUCGAUUACAAGAAGAAUCCCGAGACAACCGAGCAAUAAUUGAUAACAAUCAAGCCCAAAGCCUCACCGGUGAAGAUAUAGACGCAAUGCGGAGACAGGGGACAACUGGGAAUGAAAUUGUUGAGGCUCUCAUUGCUAACAGUUCUACUUUUGAAAAGAAAACACAGUUCUCGCAGGAAAAGUAUAGGCUUAAGAAGCAAAAGAAAUAUGCACCCAGAGUUCUUCUCAGACGACCUUCUGCUCGAAGUAUAUGUGAGGCAUACUUCAAGAAAUAUCCAGCUCGAAUUGGAUUUUUGCGAUUGGAUGCGUUUUCCCUGUUGCUUUCAAUGGCUAACAUUACUGCAAACUCAGAUGUCCUUGUAGUAGAUAUGGUAGGUGGACUUCUUACUGGUGCUGUGGCAGAGCGUUUAGGAGCAGGUACAGGUAGCGUGUGCAAUACUUAUAUUGGAGGGACACCCUAUCCUAUGGAGAUAAUAAGGAUGUUCAACUUCAGUAAUGAAAUUUGCAAGAGAACUUUGCUGUGUUCACUCAACGACCUUUGUUUAGCCCAAAAUGGAAGUGGUCAGCAAGUCAACCAGCAUGAAGAUGUCUGUACUGUGGAGAGUCAAUCUAAUGAGGAAACAUCCUUAUCAGUUAGCACGGAAGAGGUUCAUCUUUCAUCCGAAAAUGGUGUUGCGGAUCUUGUUCCUGAGAAUAAACUUUCUAGAGCAAGCAAAACUUGCAAAGCCCCAAAAGCUGGAGACAAGGCUCCAAAAGAAGCCAUUCAGUUAUGGAAAGAAAAUGGUUUCUCUAGCCUAAUCAUUGCUGCACCAGAGAAGGAUGCUUGGAGCUUAGUUAAGGAACUGCUGCCCCUUCUAUCAUACUCAGCUCCUUUUGCAAUCUAUCACCAGUAUCUGCAGCCUCUUGCAACAUGCAUGCACAAUCUGCAACUUGAGAAAAUGGCAAUCGGGUUACAAAUUUCGGAACCUUGGUUGCGCGAAUAUCAGGUUCUUCCAUCAAGAACCCAUCCCUGCAUGCAGAUGAGUGGAUCUGGCGGUUACAUACUAAGCGGGACUCGGACCUGUACAAGUCAAUCGUAGUUCCUGAAAACUCAAAGGAAAAUUUCAUGUGUAUUAGUGACUCAGCAAUGGUUUUGCUUAUUUUCAAGCCAAAAACCAGUUUCAUCAAAUGUAUUAUCAUAGGCAUUUUUAUCUUCUAUUGUUCAAGAAGUCGAAAUCUGUAAAAAUGCAGUGGUGUUCGUUCUUUAUCACUUUUUUCCCUGUCUUCUUUGUUGUAGUGAAACUUGAUAAUUUAAAACACGAAAC
Messenger RNA from Durio zibethinus, 2046 nucleotides. NCBI's taxonomy places the organism in Eukaryota, Viridiplantae, Streptophyta, Magnoliopsida, Malvales, Malvaceae. The record is from RefSeq and is a predicted model, not a curated record.